UGUAAGAUGGCAACCUUGUUUCGGCCAUCAUAGUUUUGGCGCUGUCAGCUGAACGGAUUUACGUAAAAAAAUGCGCCGCGGAUUUUCAUGUUUACUACUGAUUUGCGACCACUGCGGAUAAAUUCUGCGAUACAUAAAUUUUGUUUACGUUGAUCGCUAGAGAAAUAAGUUGGUUAACCUGCACGGGCUUACGGAUUGCGUUAUACAUAGUUAUUUAGUUAAAGCUUGGUGGUUAUUUCGUAUAAACUUAUUUGCUUAGCGAAAUGGACGACGAAAAGCUAAUAUCUUUGGUGGAGAAGUACCCCAUGUUAUACGAUAAACAGAAUAAAGACUUUAAAAACAAGACAAAGAAAAGUUACGUAUGGCAGCGGAUUGCUACGAUAUUGGAAGUUGAUGAAAAUACGGUUAAGAAGCGAUGGCUUCUUAUACGAGACCGCUUUGGCAGAGAAAUUCGGUACACACAGAAUACUUCUACCAAAAGGUGGUCGUUGUUGGAUCAACUUAAAUUCUUGAAAAAUCAUGUAGUUCAACGUCCAAUGCGACAAGGAAAACGAUCAGCCCAAACAUCAAAAAAUGAAAGUUCAUCUGCAUCAGUGUCUCAGUCUUCACCAAUAUAUGCAAAAGCAGAAUACAAUUCGGAAGACCCAUUAGUAUUUUUUCACCCGGAAUCACCUUUGGAACCACCAGCGUGUCCUUCACCGUCAUCAACAGUGGCAUCGUUUUCUAGGCCACACCAAAUGCAAGGAAAAUCGUCGGAUAUAGAUGUUGAAAUCCUAAAGGCGGUGAAAAUGCUACAAGAUGUCUGCGAACAAAAACCACAAAGGGAUGAAAUUGGUCCAGAAAUUAGUGGAUUCUUGACAAUGAUUGGAGCCACAAUUUCAAAUCUUAAAAAAAUGAAUCAGGCUAGAGUCAUACAACGCUGUACAGAGAUUGUAAUGCAGGCUCAAGUGGAGGAAGAAGAAGAAAAUUUAAUUUAUGACAACAGUAGCGCAAAAUUAGUUUGAGCUUUGAUAUACUAUGUUUAUGUAUUAUGUCUAUAUAAACAAAUUAGUAGAAUUUUAUAAGUACUUAUUAUAAAACUAAAAUAGCUUAGGUUAAUUUUGUAUAAACAAAUAACAUAUACAUACAUA
This is a messenger RNA of Rhagoletis pomonella (apple maggot), 1130 nucleotides long. RefSeq lists its product as uncharacterized. The transcript is spliced from 3 exons. Gene Ontology annotation, biological process: regulation of transcription by RNA polymerase II. Lineage: Eukaryota; Metazoa; Arthropoda; Insecta; Diptera; Tephritidae. The coding region runs from base 264 to 1004 and encodes 246 amino acids. Gene Ontology annotation, cellular component: transcription regulator complex; nucleus. The record is from RefSeq and is a predicted model, not a curated record.